This is a messenger RNA of Sparassis crispa, 240 nucleotides long. RefSeq lists its product as hypothetical. The transcript has a single exon. The coding region runs from base 1 to 240 and encodes 79 amino acids. The record is from RefSeq and is a predicted model, not a curated record. NCBI's taxonomy places the organism in Eukaryota, Fungi, Basidiomycota, Agaricomycetes, Polyporales, Sparassidaceae.
AUGACAGGACCGUCAAUCUGGCGGAGGAAGCUCGUCGCGCAGCCGCACGCCUUGGGCUACCAGUACUCCGCCCUGCUCUUGCUCGACGAGCUCCCUCGAGCCACCCCCGCCCUCCCAUGCUCCGCAGUAUUGGAUUAUGUUUCAUUCUAUAUGCUAGGCUCAAUGCUCUCAUCUCCCCCGCAACUUCUUGGCUCGCUGGAGGCCUAUGGAUGGGUACGGAUUUCAGACCUGAACGUCUAA